Messenger RNA from Patiria miniata (bat star), 2778 nucleotides. It is a transcript of the gene cep76, whose product is annotated as centrosomal protein of 76 kDa-like. The record is from RefSeq and is a predicted model, not a curated record. NCBI's taxonomy places the organism in Eukaryota, Metazoa, Echinodermata, Asteroidea, Valvatida, Asterinidae. The coding region runs from base 141 to 2153 and encodes 670 amino acids. The transcript has 14 exons.
CGGCAGUGUAGAACUAGAACUUGAUUUUCUAAAACUCGUCAAUUAAUUAGGCCGGUUUAGACAAUAAGUGAGCAUAACUGCAAUUUGGAUGCCUAGUUUAAUCUGAAGAACUAUUUUGAUUGCCCGUCUUCAAAUCAACAAUGUCACUCCCGCCAGAAAAAAUCACCGAGUUGAAGCAGAUUAUUCACAACCAGCUGAAUCAGAUGGAUGUUCAAACCCGCAUCCGCGAUGUUCUCUCGACCUCCCUACUGGACGAGAGUCACGGAGCACCCGCAAAUGAGUUCGGGGAGCGAGAAUUACUAGACGUCCUGCGUGACCAGGGCAUCAUUGAGGAGGUCAUGAGUCAGUUGCAGUUCAGUGGAGCCGUGGGGUUGCCCUCCAGGCCUAGGGCGGCUCCCCAGGAACCCAAACCUGCUAGCCAUUUCCCGGACAAGCAGGACAAGGUCAUGGGUGUUCCACUCAAGAAAGCCAACAUUGACCCCACCAGACGCUACCUCUACCUCCAAGUUCUCAGCGGCAAAGCCUUCCUAGAGCACCUCCAGGAGCCAGAGCCGUUGCCUGGCCAGACCACCUCUACCUUCCUGCUUCAUGUUCACUUCCGUGGGCAGCGCUUCAGAUCCCGUCCUGUACCCUGUGCCUGCGAGCCAGACUUCCGGGAGGGCUUUCUGCUGGAGCUUCAUAAAGAAAGCGGAGGUGAUGCCUCAAGGAUGUUGGACGCUGCCUCCAUGCUCUCCAUCUGUGACCCAGUCCAUCUUGUACUGGUCAAGACAGACCCGUCCGGCGACACCAGUCUGGUUUCCUCACACCUCCUGCAGUGGCGCACUGUGUUGAGCUCCCAGGGUGCCAGACAGACCAUCGCAGUGGAACUCCUGGGCUUAGGAGCGGAGAGUAAAGUACCAGUGGGUAUGUUAGAGGUGAAACUAGAACUCCUACCAACACCCAGCCAGCAACUAACGGGAGAGGUCAUCACCACACAGAUAAAUCUGGAGCGAAGUCGGACCUCAGAACGCGAGAGACUGUUCCUAGUUUAUGCCAAGCAGUGGUGGAGGGAGUUCCUACAGAUCAGACCAUCCCACCAAAACAGACUGGUCAAAAUAUUUGCACAGGAUGAGAAUGCCACCAAUCGUCCAGUCUGUGCCUUUGUCAAACCUCUGCGAGCUGGGCGCCUGCUGGACACGCCACGCCAGGCUGCCCGAUUCAUCAGCGUGAUUGGAUACGAACAAGCACCGGCAGUGGGCGGGGGCCAGCCCAGGGAGCAGUGGAGCAGUACCCAUGCAUUUCUCUGCAAGAAUAAAGGGGAUUGUGAGGACCAUGCUGUAUUGCUGUGCAGUCUGCUUCUAGGCUUUGGACUGGAUGCCUACGUCUGUGUAGGAACCAAGGCCAAAGGAGCCGCGCAUACCUGGGUCGUGACGCUCGGAGUGGAUGGACUGGUAACAUUCUGGGAAAGUCUAACAGGCCAUAGGUACAUCCACCAGCCAAUCAACCCCAACGAUCCACCAAUAGUGGAUCAACCACGCCCUCAGUAUCCCUACCGCACCAUCGGAUGUGUCUUCAAUCACCAAAGAUUCUAUGCAAACAGUCAGCCAUCAGAUAAUGCAGAGGUCUGCCGUUUUGACUUCCAUGACGAGUCCCUGUGGAAGGCUAUGAGCGUCGAUGCCAUCCAGUCAGUCUGUGGCUCUGGUAGCCAGGCUACAUGGCCCAAUCUGCCCCCGUUAGUUCCCUCGUCAUUCGAUGCUGCCUUACUGAGCAAUGAGAUUGAGCUGUCACUCAGAAGUCUGGUUUCGGACCACAGGAAGGAUCUCGGCCUGACCUGCAUCUGGGAUCCGGAGCUCUCCUACUUGCUGACGCCAGCCCUAGCCGCCUAUGAGCUAGAGCGCUCCACCGGCGUGGUAGCAGGCAACGAGGAGUUCCAGCAGGCGAUACGCCGCGCUGUGCCCGACGGUCACACCUUCAAGGGAUUCCCCAUACAGUUUGUGCAUCGGAAUGCCAGGCGAGCUUUUGCUGCAUGUCUGAGGUCAUCUGUGUGUGAGGAAAUAAUCUGUUGCCGUGGCGACCACGUCAAGCUUGCCGUGCGGGUCCGUGUCUACACCUACCCAGAGUCGGCCUGCGCUGUGUGGAUUAUGUUUGCUUGCAAAUACAAGUCUGUACUCUGAGGUCAAAACUCAGCAGCAGGACUUCUCGACGUUACACAAGCUGCUAAUUUGAUCCAAAUCUGGUUUGAUUUCCAUGUCCUUAUACCACGUGGAUCCAUUCUCAGUUCAGUAACAGAUAUGCACGCUGGCCGUGGAGGACUCUGAAUAAGUAGAGGGAUGCCAAAUGGUGCGGUUUUGCCCAGGUCUAACGCAGAGAUUUGAUGUAGUGUCAAUAUGCCUAUGGAGUGGUGAAACAAUGCUCUUAAUGAUUUCUGUAUUAUUGAGUGCAUGUGUAACUUGGAAAAAUGACCAAGUUGGGGAACUUGCACAAGCGAAGUAGCAAAAUGUGUCUCGGAAUAUUUUUGGGAAAAGUCGCUAGGAAAUUGAACUAACCAGAGACAGGAAAAACAAAUACCACAGUAAAACAAAGCAGAGAGCAUUGAAAAGAAUGUAUUUACUAAAACUUCAAGACUAAAGAAACUAAAGCAAGAUCCAAUACCAUUACUGCCCCAAAAUUAAUGAAAAACCAAGACAAAAACUGAAACUUAAAAACAAAAUCAGCAGAAACAAAAAGGAAUAAAAACAGUCUAAUUAUUCUUCCCACGGGGCUUAUACAUAUACUGAAAUAAUGUCAGCCUACCAUCAU